Messenger RNA from Bufo bufo (common toad), 4541 nucleotides. It is a transcript of the gene ANKDD1A, whose product is annotated as ankyrin repeat and death domain containing 1A. Gene Ontology annotation, molecular function: protein binding. The record is from RefSeq and is a predicted model, not a curated record. Lineage: Eukaryota; Metazoa; Chordata; Amphibia; Anura; Bufonidae. The transcript has 15 exons. The coding region runs from base 44 to 1564 and encodes 506 amino acids. Gene Ontology annotation, biological process: signal transduction.
GCAGGCUGCCGGCGAGAUGCGGCUGAGCUGAGGCGGCUCUGGAAUGGAGAUGAUUUGCGAUGAUGAGAUCUUGCUUCACUCUGAGCAUGAAUUUCACAUUGCAGCCAAGACAAACGACAUCGAGAUGAUGCUAGAGCUGAUCAAGAAAGGGGUGAAUGUCAGAGCAAAGAACAGUGUAGACAGGACAGCCCUGCACUGGGCAGCAGGUGCUGGACAUGCGCAAGCGGUCAAGCUGCUGUUGGACUAUGAUGUCCCUAUGGACGAGGAAGACUGUUUUGGAAUGAAUGCUUUACUGCUUGGUGUAUGGUUUGGACAUCUUAAGGUUCUUCAAGUCCUUGUCAAUGCUGGAGCCAAAAUCAGCUGUGAAAACAAGAAUGGGAUGAACCUGCUCCACUGUGCAGCACAAAGAGGUCACAUUGAAGUCAUGCAGUUUAUUAUGGAGGAUCUGGAGGACAUCAAGCUAGAUAAGACAGAUAAGCUCGGGAGGACUGCAUUUCACCUGGCAGCUGAACAUGGAAAGUUAAAGGUGGUGGAAUUCUUGAUAGGAUCCGGCUGCCAGCAUAGCCUAAAGGACAAGGAGGACAACACAGCUCUGCACCUAGCAGCAAAGAAUGGCCAUACAAAAGUUUUACAGACAAUAGUUGAGAUCAGAGUGGCACUCAGUGAAAAAAACCAGGAAGGACUGACCGCCUUACAUCUUGCUACAGAAGGUCGCCAUUCUGAUUGUGUCAGAAUUCUCUUGGAAGCCGGAUGUGACGUCAAUGUGCAAACAGAGAAGGGAAUGAACGCUCUGCAUUAUGCCGCCUUCCACGGGCUCGAAGACAUUGCCAGUAUGCUCAUCGAUGCAGGAAUUGACAUUAAUGCAGUGAACCAUCAAAAGUCAACUGCCCUGCAUAUAUCUGUCCUGCAGAACUUUCCAUCCAUAUCAAAGCUUUUCAUUGACUGCGACUGUGACCUGGACAUUACAGAUUAUAGACUGCAGACUCCGCUCCAUAUCGCAGCAGAACAUGGGAGGCAGGACAUGGCAGAAAUGAUCCUCAUUGAAGGGGUGAAUCUGAAGUUACAAGACAAGCAAGGGAAGACAUCACUUGAUGUGGCUGCUCGCGGGAAUCACAUCAACUUGGCAGACAUGAUCAUUAAGGCAGAUCGAUUUUACAAGUGGGAUAAGGACAAUUUGAACAGUGAUUCAGACUCCUGGGGGGCCAGACACUUGACUUUCAGACAGGACCAUCGCCUGGAGACGCAGCAUAUCCGCUCUGUUAUUUGGAGGCUUGCGACAAAAUACUUGAAACCCAAUGAGUGGAAGAAGCUGGCCCAAUACUGGAAAUUCACAGAUGCCCACAUCCUGGCUAUAGAGCAGCAGUGGACAGGGAGCAAAAGCUACAGGGACCAUGGACACAGGAUGCUGCUGAUCUGGUUGCAUGGGGUGGUGAUAGCUGGAGAUAACCCAGUGAAAGGAUUGUAUGAAGGCCUUGUUGGCAUUGGGAGGAGAGAUCUAGCAGAGAGUAUCCGAAAAAAAGCAAAUGCUGACGAUCCUUCACCAAAGACUUGUGCGGUCAUGUAACCAUCGGACGGGAAUGACUCCACCACCGGUGUCGCAGGCCGACCACUACAGACUACACUGCAGUUUGGUCUACACCACUAUUACAUCAAGGGCUGAUUCUAAAUCCAAAUACAAUUCCUGCUGUGCCAUUCAGAAAUCCAAACUCCUCUUUCAGGUGUACCUACGGGUAGCGAGUGCCAGCUCUGCUCAGUAUCGGGCACCGCUCUGUAUAGUGACAACGCUGCAGGCCAUUUUCAUAGCACAUCACUGGUGCAAUAUGGGGGCCGACGUGAAUGCCCUCGCCAAGCUCAGAUUUUGUAGUUACAUUUUGUAUGCAUAGGGCGAAUGAAUAUUUUUUUUUUUUACUUAAAGCACAUUCGUAUGAAUGAGUCCAGUAGACUGAUUUUCUAUGUGCCUAAAAGGCAAGUGUAAAAUCAUGGGCAGGUCAACUGCAUCCUAUUUGUGUACAUUUCUGGUAUAUUUAAGGGUCUUUGUAAUAACUGUUCUUUAUAACCUUUUUUUAGAGAAUCUUAAAACUAAAUCAUUUUAUAGGAGGCAUUAAAGCAUUUUAGUAUUGUCAGAGGACCUGAUGAAGAACAAUCGGAAACCUUUCAAACCUUUACCUUCUAAGAGGUAGAGAUAUAUGUAACAUCAUAUAUUAUAUUGGGUUGAUAGCACUGAAUGGAGGUGGAAAAUGUACAAGGGUAUUAAUUUAUGUUUUCUUCAUUUGCGCUCAUUCCAGUAAUGUUAAAGUGAAUCUCCGUCUUUUAUCACCAUUGUAAUUUUAAUUGCAUUAAGGGACCUGUCAUGUUUUCAAAAAGUUCCAUUUAUAGCCACCACGCCACUGAUUCUUGGCCUUUUUUUUUUUUAGCCCAACCAAUAGAGUAGACCGCCACAGUUUUCAUCAGUCCCAUAGAAAUAAUGGAGCAGUGGUCACACAUGCACAGUACAGAGGGGACUCGGGGAUCUCUUUUCUUGUGAUGACUGGGGGUCUGCCUGGUAAGAUGCCCAGCGAUCAGACAGUUAUUCCCUAUCCUGUGGAUAGGGAGUAAAAAAUAAAUAAAAAAAAACUUUGAAGGUAUUGCAUAUUGCUUUUUAGGCCACAUUUUAAUAAACAUAUUAUGGCCACAAGACCCAGUUUUAUUGAAAUAACAGUCCUUGAGGAAGUCGGUGUUUCUCAACCCGCAGCACACGAGGGGGUACGUGAAAAUGCCGUGGCAGCCAGCAGUGUAUCAUUGCUGGUUGCUAGGGCCUCUCGAUAUUCAGCUUUAUCACCGUCUUUAGAAUGGUGGUACAGUUGAAUGCUAUGACGGGACACUGAUGUCUCCCUGGCCCGCCGCUCACUCUCAUAGGCUACAGGCAAUGGGACAUAAGCCGAUCAGAGACGGGACAUCUUCACCAUUGUGCCGCCUGAACUGGGCUGCAAGCAGAUCAGGACACAGGCCUAUCGCAGACAGCAGCAUGGAGGGUAAGCAUUUAUUUUUGAGGUUUUCUUCUGCAACAUGAGGUUGGGUCACUAUAGGAGGGGGAGGUCAUUAUUAUAACUUGGGGGGGGGGGGGGGGGGGGGUACUAUAAGGAGGCAUUGUUAUCUACUACUAGGCACUGUAAGGGGUAAUUGGCACUACUGUAACCACUAUAAGGGGACUUUUUUUUUUUCUACUGGCUCCCAUAAGGGGCAUUAGUACUGCUGGAGGUGGACUAUAAGGGGGGAUUUUUUUUUUUCCCUACUGCCAGCACUAUAAGGGGGCAUUAGUACUAAGGGAACUAUAAAGGGGGCUUUUUUCUACUGGCAAAUAAUAUGGGUGCUUUAUUACAACUAGGGGCACUAUAGGCAGGCAUUAUUCCUUUUGGGGCAUACUGUGGUGGGUGUCAUUACUACUGCAUUGCAUUACUACUACUGGGGCACUCUAAAGGGCAUAUUUAUUACUACUGGGUAUUAUGGUUGGCUUUAUUACUACCGGAGCACUAUAGGGGGCAUUAUGGUGGGCUUUUUUUUUUUUUUUUCCUACUGGUGCACUGUGGGGAAAAUAAUUACUGGUAUGGGUAUUAUUAUUAUUAAUGCAGCACAAGGGAGGACAUUUACUAUUGAGGCGCUAUUACUACUAAGGGCACUCUGGGAGAGAAUUAUUACUGUUAGUUUGACUUUCAGGAGAACUAUUUUCUGUGUGUAGUUAUUUUGGAGGCCACCGUGUGGCAAUAAUUCUUGAAGGAGGCACGGUCUGUGUGGUACUAAUGUUUUCAGGGAGACUGUUAGGGGUGGCAGGAUGAUGCAAAAGUAGGAAUCUAAGAUGGUCUGGUCCAAAUGGAGAAGAUGAGGAAAAAGAACAUCUACAGCAGAGGCGACAUUGUGGGAUUGCGUUCUCCUGUAGGUUUGGUAGUGCUGAAUGUAACUUAAAUAGUAAUAGUUAUCCAUCAUGGGUCCAUUAAUUUGGUGUCUGUCGUUUUGACAGAAAGAUUAGAGAAUGAAUGCUAUUCUUUCUGUCAAAUCUGAAGGAACUGCUGAGCGAGACUUAGAACAGGGCUUAAAACCGCGGAAUGAGAAUAGUCUUAUUUGGUUAAUAUUGAUCACCGUUUGCUUCCUUGGGGCAACUUGGCUUAAACUUCCUGUGACUAGGGGGUACUUGGCAUGAAAAAGUUGAGAACCACUGCUCUAAGUUCUGUGCAUUAGAUCCAUGGGUGCCUGAGUCUAGUGGGUCAUAUGAAUGUCCGGGUACGGCCACACGUUCAAGUUUCUUGACGCAGUUUUGGAAGCCAAAAUUAGGAGUGGAUCAUAAAAGGAGGGAAAGUAUUAAGGACAGAUACAACUUCUCCACUGAAUUCACUCCAUGAAACCUGAACUUGUGACUGUACCCUAAUAGAUGCUUCCCAUUAGUUAAAUAUUAAAAACCACACUCAUGUACGGUAUCUGUGUAAAUAUUUAAAAGGGUUUUCUGGGAUUUUAGAAAUUGAUGACCUAUCCUCAGGAUAGGUCAUCAGUAUCAGAUUGGCGUGGGUCCG